Effrenium voratum is the source of this 447-nucleotide messenger RNA. The record is from the annotation of a GenBank genome assembly. NCBI's taxonomy places the organism in Eukaryota, Dinophyceae, Suessiales, Symbiodiniaceae.
AUGAAGCGGGCUCGUGACGUGUUGCCCGUUGACACCUUGCAGAAAAGUGGCAACACGCGCCCCGAAGCCGAGCUGGAGUGCUGGGACGUGAGCUUGCUCUCCUCUGCUGGGCGGCCAGUGAAGCCGGGACGGCCCCUUGCAUACAUGCUGCAGCUGGGCGCGAGUUUGCAAGCACGUGCAAAGUGUUUCCUGUGUGGCAGACGGCAACACCCAGCCUGCAGUCACGAGCAGAGACGAGAGGACGCGCGGCACAUGCACAUCUUUCGCACUGAGCCCGUGUCAGCGCCAGCCUUGCAUACCUGGCUUGCAACGCCCACCACGGUCAUUCCUGUCAGGCCAGACACGGUUGCUGUGCUUGCCGUGCCAUUUGCAUUCCGAAGAUUUUUGGCCCCAGUGAAUUGCUUCAGUGAUGAGAGGGCUCUCGACGACGUCGAAUUGCUCACCUGA